This is a messenger RNA of Sphaerulina musiva SO2202, 2530 nucleotides long. RefSeq names its product MFS general substrate transporter. The record is from RefSeq and is a predicted model, not a curated record. The transcript is spliced from 2 exons. Gene Ontology annotation, biological process: transmembrane transport. Gene Ontology annotation, cellular component: fungal-type vacuole membrane. Lineage: Eukaryota; Fungi; Ascomycota; Dothideomycetes; Mycosphaerellales; Mycosphaerellaceae. Gene Ontology annotation, molecular function: transmembrane transporter activity. The coding region runs from base 518 to 2311 and encodes 597 amino acids.
AAUUAUCUUCGUGCUCCCGCCCCCCGUUUACCCUAUCCCCUACGUCUGCCUCUACAGCUCAUCGUCGCCGUCGCCUUUGUUCGGAUCCGCAACUGCCUAUCUCGAUCGUGCAAACCGCCAUUCGUCUGCAUCUUCCAAUCUCCAUUUUCGCACAGCACAGGGCCACCACUACGACACUACCAUCCUUCGCGCACUCAGCGCCAGCUCACUUGCGCCAGCAUCUGCGGUUGAGCAGCUGUCUGUCGGGACCACCUGACGCUCUUCCUCGGUCUCCUUGGCGUGUUGGGCGACCGUUGGAUAUUGCAUUUGUGAAGAUCUCAGGCGUCAUCGAUUCCCGAGUGAGCAACACUACAGCCAGCCUCCACGUCUGAAAUGCGCUCAUCGUGAGCAACACCGAAUCCGACCGGAAGUGAGGCUUUGCAUUCAGGAGACUAUCGCAGGCAAGCGUCCAUCACAACUUGGCUCUUCCGCCCUUGUCCUUGAAGUGUAUACGCCUUGCAUUCUACUGACACCCACCAUGGCACACGCUCGUGACGACUCCCUUCAUCGCCCGCUGCGGGAGUCGCCGCUGCACUCUCGAGCUCCAUCAACAGCGUCGGACUGGAAUGGGACGUUUGAUCGGCCCACGACGUCGGAUGCGAAGGGCUCUUAUCGCGAGCUGGAAUACGUUGACUCCAGUCGAGCCCCGGUAUUUCCUGGUACUAACAGAACUUACGAUGGAGCAAUACCCGCACGAUACGAUUAUGCAAGCUUGCAACCCAGUCCUGCACAGGAAUCCUUCGGCCAUGUUGAUUCACCUACGCGACAAGCGUUUCUGCCGCAAGAAAGUAAUCGACCAGCGUCACCAGGCUUCCAUCCAGGAUUUCCUCGACCAGAGACUCCCAGCUCGCCCUAUGAUCCGAGUCCGAAAACAUGGCCAGGCUCGCCACUCAAAGUACCGAUGAAUAGCUCUCACGCAGACAGCAAUAGUAGCCUCUCUCUGAAGUCCAUUUACAACGAGUACUUCAGGACUAUGCCUCGAGAAGAUCGCAUAUCACCUCGCAAGGAAGGAGCUAGACCCCCAGGGCCUCCUGGUGGACCACCACCUGACGGAGGCACAACGGCAUGGCUUCAGGUGUUGGGAGGAUAUUUCCUCUUCUUCAAUACCUGGGGUCUCAUCAACGCCUUUGGGGUAUUCCAAACAUACUAUAAAGGAACGCUUCUGCCGACAACGUCAAACUCCGCGAUAUCAUGGAUAGGCACGCUAACAUCAUUCUUCCUCUGCGCCUCGCCCAUCACAUGGGGACCUCUCUUCGACGUCGGUAAUCCGCGUCUGCUGGUCCUCUUUGGCUCCUUUUCCGUCGUCUUCGGCUUGAUGAUGACCUCCCUCUGCGAGGAGUACUGGCAACUCAUCCUAGCUCAGGGUGUCUGCUGUGGAAUCGGUGGAGGCUGUCUUUUCAUCACAGCCACUUCCAUUCUCCCCAGCUACUUCUCCUCGAAACGUGCUCUGGUUAUGGGAAUCUCCGCCUCGGGUUCCUCCUUAGGCGGCGUAGUAUACCCCAUCAUCUUCAUCUAUGUCCAACCAACCCAUCUAGGUUUCGGCUGGGCAGUGCGCAUCAUCGGUUUCAUAGCCCUGCUCACCCUCGCCAUCCCUUGCAUUGUCAUCAAACCCCGCGUCCGUCCACCCGGACGGCGCAAAAUAUUCAACGCACAAAUCCUCAAAGACGUACCCUUCCAAAUCAUGAACCUGGCCACCUUCUUCGGCUUCGUCGGGCAGUACAUCCCUUACUUCUUCAUUGAACAAUAUGCUGCCAAAUACCACCUCGGCCUCGAAUUCUGGAUGCUCAUCUUUCUCAACAUCGGGUCCAUUCCCGGUCGCAUCCUCCCUGCCUACAUUGGAGAUAAAUACUUUCACCCCUUGAAGGUUCUCGCCACCACAACCGCUUCCGCUACCAUCCUCGCCUUCUGCUGGAUCGGCAUCCGCCACUCCACAGCGGGCUUGGUGGUGUGGUGUUUCCUGUACGGCUUCUUCUCGGGAGCGUUCGUUUCGUUGCAAGGUGCUGCGGUGGCUUCGAUGACGCCUCCCCAGGAGAUGGGCAGUAUCGGGACGAGGUUUGGAAUUAACAUGUUUGCCGGUGCUCUGGGGAUUUUGAUUGGAAGUCCCGUUGGAGGAGCGAUUUUCCCGAAGAGUUGGCCUGGUGCUCAGAGCUUUUGUGCGGCGAGUUUGACCUGUGCGACGCUUUGUGUGGUAGGGACGUGGGUUGCGUGGCAGGCGCAGGUGAAGAGGGAGAGGGGGAAGCAGGGUGGGGAGAAGAUGAUGGAGAUGCGAUAGGUUGGACCCUUUCCCCCUUUUUGCUUUCUUCCAGGUCCUUCUUCUGCCUCGCUCUGCUUCUUUUUUGCGCUUUUGGGUGUGUACAACAUGGAACGUCAGGUAUGACCACAUAUACUAUAAUGAGGAAGUAAUAUCAUAUAAUACUACCUUAUCUAGAUACUAACUAGCUACUACUACUACUUACUAUGCACCUUAUCCUACCCAAGGUAGGUACCUAAG